Microplitis mediator is the source of this 2926-nucleotide messenger RNA. RefSeq lists its product as uncharacterized. Lineage: Eukaryota; Metazoa; Arthropoda; Insecta; Hymenoptera; Braconidae. The transcript has 2 exons. The record is from RefSeq and is a predicted model, not a curated record. The coding region runs from base 251 to 2809 and encodes 852 amino acids.
UAUUAAAUUUUGGUCAAACCUUAUUACAUUCGUGUUUUAAUUAAUCGAAUUUAAAAAAUAAUGUAAUUUUAUUAGGUGCAAAUUAACACGGUCAAUAAACAGCUAAAUAAAAUUAGUCAAUAAACAGCCAUUAAAAAGUGAUUGAAUAAAUAAUUAUUUAAUAAAUUAAUAAAUAGAGUAAAUAACCAUAAAUAAAUAAAUAUAUUUGAGGAAUAUAUUACAUAUAUUACAGCUUUUAUCUUUCUUAAAAAUGUCUUUAGAAGCAAAUGAACACUUAAAUGCUGGUGCAGUUAGAAAAAAAUAUAAAUUAUGGAAGGACAGUGAUCAUGAGGUUCCUCUAAAAACACAACAAAGAUGGAGAAAAAGUAUGGAAAAUAACCAUGCUUUAGAGAUUCGUGAAGGCUUAAACGAACAAAUAACGGAUUCAGAUUUGAAUGUGGAUUCAAACCCUGAUUCAAAUAUAGACUCUGAUGAUGAUUCAAGUUCGGAUUCUGAUGCGGACUCAGACGUGGUCUCAGCGGACUCAGAUGUUGACUUAAAUGUGGAUUCUAAUGCAGACUCAGAUCAUGAAGAAAAUAUUGAAAAUGACACUAAUGAUAAUGAUAAUGAUUCUAAUAGAUAUGAAGAAGUAAACAGACAAACGUUUGAAAUGUUAUACGAUGGUAGUGAUAUCAAUGUUCCUAAAGCUGUUUCGUACUUAAUGGAUUUAUAUAUUGAAAAAAAAUUGACAAAACAGUCAUUGCAACAGAUUUUAGAAACACUGCAACAUCUUUUGCCGAAACCAAACUAUAUGCCUGCUACAGUUCAUAAUUUAUUUAAAUUUGUAAAAGAUCGAGCUCCUCUAACUAAAACAAUAAAACAUUUUUAUUGCAACCGAUGCUUAAAAUACUAUGGUCCGUUGGAUAUUGGCAAGGAUAUAGAUUUGGGUAAAUCUAAAAAUUGUAAAAUUUGUUUGGAUGGUAAAGUAAUGUCAUAUUUUUACGAAUAUGAUGUUGAAGAUGCUAUUAAAUUCCUGUUUGAACAUAGAAACUUAGCGAAAAAGUUGAAACAAUUUAAUCGUAAUCGUGAAAAUCGUAUUAUUGAAGAUAUUGUUGAUGGAACAGAGUACAUUAGAGUGAACUCUAGAAGAAAUAGAAAUAUCUAUGAUCUAACAUUAAUACUCAAUACAGAUGGUAUUUCACUAUCCAAUAGUUCUAAAUUAAAUUGUUGGCCCUUGAUGUUCACAAUAGCUGAACUCCCAGAGCAUCUACGAGAAUCUCAUUUAGUAAUGAUUGGUUUUUGGUGUGACUCAGACAAAAAACCAUCGAUGAAUACUUUUCUUCGUCCUUUCUGUGAAAAAUUGGUAACUUGUUUUACGAAAGGAAUAAAAUGGAUUGAUCCUAUUACGCGUAAGGAAUUUAUUUCUAAAGUAGUUGCACCCUUAUUCAUUGCUGAUGCACCAGCAAGAGCUGAAAUACAAAAUAUUCAAUAUUUUAGUGGAAAAUAUGGUUGCAAUAUUUGUGAGAUAAAACAGAAACGAUGUCAACCUGUUGUUGGGAGUAAGACUAUUCGUAUUUAUAAAUUUACUGAUAAAAGAAUCAAAUUGCGUGAUGAGUUAAGGAUGUACGAUCAAGCUGAACAACUUAUUGAGAAUCCAGGAAAACUUAUUAAAGGUGUCAAAGGUUUAUCAGUAGUCGAUGUACUGCCUUUUUUAGAUUUAGCUACGUGUGUUAUGCCAGAGUACAUGCACUCGGUCUUACUGGGCGUGGGCAAGCAAUUUAUGAAUAUUUAUUUUUGUAAAAAAGGCGACUGGAAUAUUUCUGAACACUUAGAAGCAAUUGACCAAAUGUUAUUGAAUAUUUGCCCUCCACAUUCUUUUCAUAGACUACCACGAAAACUUUCUCUACACGCUCAUUACAAAGCUUCUGAAAUUUAUAAUUGGAUUCUAUACUAUUCCAUUCCGAUUCUGUCGCUUUUUUUACCAAAAAAAUAUUUGGACCAUUGGUUAUUACUCGUAAAGGCCAUACACAUUUUGCUCCAACGUCAGAUUGUUGAAGAUGAUCUUAAGGUGGCAGAGAAAUGCUUACAAACUUUUGUAAAAAAUAUCGAAGAGUUAUAUGGUGACAGAGAGUAUACAUAUAAUGUACAUCAACUUCUGCAUCUAGUACUAUGUGUUCGUCGGUGGGGCCCACUUUGGGCAACGUCUGCAUUUUCUUUCGAAAACGCCAAUGGUUUUAUAGUUUCACAAAUUCACGGAACUAAAAAUAUCGGUUCCGAAGUAAUAAACAAUAUAACGAUUUAUCAAGGAGCUAUAAUUUUAAAGAAUCAGGUUGAUUCGAGUACUGAAUUGGAUCGUAUAGACGAUAAAAUGAACGCAUUUAAAGUAAGUGGUGUUAAAAAAAAUGAAUUUUUGAAUGAGUUUGAGAUACAAACUUUCCAGACUAUGGGUCUUGAUCAUAAAACCGUAUCAAUUUACACAAAAGCGAACAUAAAUAAAACAGUUUUUACCUCUCAAAUUUUUCAAAAAACUAAAAAUGACAGUUCUAAUGUUAUUAUUACUACCAGUAAUAAUAAAGUGAAAUAUGGUUCUAUACGAUUUUUUUUUGUUAUUGACAACAACUUAUAUGUAUCUUUACAGUAUUAUCGCGUUAUGCAUGUAAAAAUAUUUUUUAAUCACAAUUGUAGAGAAAAAAUAAAUCAUAUAAUACCAGUUGAGCUACAAAACGAAUUCUGUUUAAUUAAAUUCAAAGAUAUUAAAUCGAUGAAUACUCUUAUAAAAGUUGAAAAUUAUUUAUGUCAAGCUCCAAAUAACUUACACAAAAUUUAUUAAAGAAUAAAAAAUGAUAGAUAAAUAAUCACAUCAAUAAAAAUAACAUUUUUAUGGAACAAUAUUCAGUCAAUACUAUUUUUUUUUUACUUUUUGCGUAUCUGUCUUGAUCAAUUACUA